Molecule: messenger RNA, 708 nt
Organism: Trichomonas vaginalis G3
Lineage: Eukaryota; Parabasalia; Trichomonadida; Trichomonadidae
Product: NADH Oxidase domain-containing protein
Exons: 1
Coding region: 1-708 (235 amino acids)
Molecular function (GO): oxidoreductase activity
Source: RefSeq, a predicted model, not a curated record
AUGCCAGAAGCAUUCAAGAGGAGGCACAGCACACGUGCAUUCACUAAAGCUGAAUUUGAAGACAGCAAGAAGCAUUUUGUUGAAAGUACAGUUGAAAGGAUUAAUUCAGUAGGUAAAAACCUUGGAUACAAGAUUGAACUUGUUGUUACACCACCAGGAUUCGGAAGAAUGAAUAUGCUUGUCAACGAAGCAGGAUGGGUUCUUGCGCGCACCGAGAAGGGAAAUCUCGAUGUAAACCAGACACGUGAGCAGUAUAAAGAGAUUGGAUACAUGUUCGAACGAUGCAUUCUUGAACUGACUCGCAUGGACAUAGCAACAUACUGGUUCGGAGGCUUCAACAGAUCAAAAGCCAUCGAGUACUUUGAGAACAAGUAUGAUGUUGUCAUCGGUUUUGCAUUUGGCGUUGAAGGCGAGGAUCGUUGGGUCGAAUCCGUUGUUAAAUGGUUUGGAUCAUUCAGAGGCGAGAGUGUGUACGAGGAAGAAUUCUUUGACAGAUACGAGUUUCCAAUGAAGAUCGAUAACGUUGGAGAGCGAACUGACAUCUGUCUCGGGCUUCAUAAGAUACCAUGUGUUAUGAAACCUCAUAACUUCAGAAUUUUAUUCCAAGAACCAAAUAUUCAUGUUUUCAUCAACGGAAACGGUGUUGCACUAUUUCCAAAUAAUGGAUGGUUUGAUAUCGGAAUUGUUCUUGGAACUAUUGCAGAAUAG